AGGAAGCCAUGGAGCAGCUGGAACAAGCACUCACGUCUGUACCAGUACUCAUCCUGCCAGAUCCCGAACGCGACUACGUCAUCGAAGCUGAUGCCAGCGACCAGGCAGUGGGAGCAGUCUUGAUGCAAGACCAGGGGAAUGGACUGCAACCAAUCACCUACCUCAGCAAGAAACUACACGGGGCAGAACUAAACUACCCGAUACACGGCAAAGAGGCCCUUGCUAUUGUCAUCGCCUUCAAAGCGUGGAGAUGUUAUCUCGAAGGACGAAGAACAACCGUCUACAGCGACCACUGCAGCCUUAAAUAUUUGAAGACACAACCGAAUCUCUCUAGGCGACAGGUCCGGUGGAUCGACUUCCUCGAGACACACUUCCACUACGACAUCGUGUACAAGCCCGGCCACAAAAACAAAGCGGACACCCUUAGCCGGCCUGCACACAUUGCCGCUAUCCAAGCUGGACACUUCGGUAGCAACAAGACGCUGACCGGUAUCGUGAAGCACUACUACUGGCCCCACUUGGCGGAAGAUGUUCAGAAAUUCGUCACCUCGUGUGAUACAUGUCAACGGAUGAAGAGUAGCAAGCAGAAGAGGGCGGGACUGCUACAGCCUCUUCCUGUCCCAGAACAACCAUGGCAAGUGGUUAGCCUGGAUUUCAUCACCGGGUUACCACCUACCACCUGUGGACAUGACGCAAUACUUGUCUUCAUCCACAAAUUCUCCAAAAUGGGACACUUCAUCCCGACACACACGACAGCACGCACCGAAGAGAUGGCACAACUCUUUGUUCGGUACAUCAUCUCACAGCAUGGCAUUCCAACCACACUCAUCUCCGACCGAGACCCCAAGUUCACCAGCAAGUUCUGGAAGGAACUCAUGUCUCUGCUCGGGACCAAACUCGCCAUGUCAUCCGCCUAUCAUCCGCAGACAGACCGACAGACCGAGCGCCUCAACCUGAUUGUUGAGCAACUCCUCCGAGCAGCCUGCAAGGACGAGAUCUCCAAAUGGGACUUGCACCUGCCCGUCCUAGAUUUUGCUUACAAUAAUGCUACACAUGCCGCUACUGGACAGACACCGUUCUUCCUCUACUACGGACGCCACCCACUCACACCACAGAAACCGACCACAUCAGCAACAGUCACUCCUGUUACCUUCCGCUUACGCCUGCCAGCUACCUGGAAGAUCCACAACGCCUUCCAUGUCCAACUGCUGAAGCCCUAUUGGGAUCCGAACACCAUCUUUGUCGGACACCAACCGCCGCCGCCGCCACCCGUCCUCGUCCAGAAUGAACCCGAGUACGAGGUCCAGUCCGUGCUUGCACACCGCCGUCGUCGGAAUGGUUCCAUCGAGCUUCUUAUUCGUUGGAAGGGUUAUGAUCCUUCCGAGGACAGCUGGGUACCUGAGACCGACAUGGGUAACGCCCGUCGUCCUCUGCAUGACUACCUUGAACGCCACUGAGUUUGUGGGAAGAAAGGCAUACGCAUGGU
This is a messenger RNA of Closterium sp. NIES-67, 1486 nucleotides long. The record is from the annotation of a GenBank genome assembly. NCBI's taxonomy places the organism in Eukaryota, Viridiplantae, Streptophyta, Zygnematophyceae, Desmidiales, Closteriaceae.